Molecule: messenger RNA, 2324 nt
Organism: Nanorana parkeri
Lineage: Eukaryota; Metazoa; Chordata; Amphibia; Anura; Dicroglossidae
Product: inosine-5'-monophosphate dehydrogenase 1
Exons: 16
Coding region: 43-1674 (543 amino acids)
Biological process (GO): GTP biosynthetic process
Cellular component (GO): cytoplasm
Molecular function (GO): IMP dehydrogenase activity
Source: RefSeq, a predicted model, not a curated record
UACAGCGCUACCAGACUACAGGCUGGGUAUGAACCCGAAAGUAUGGCAGACUACCUAAUUAGUGGAGGCACUGGAUACGUUCCAGAAGACGGACUCACUGCCCAACAGCUUUUUGCUAACUCUGAUGGUCUCACUUACAAUGACUUUUUGAUUCUACCUGGAUUCAUUGACUUUACAGCUGAUGAAGUGGAUCUGACUUCUGCCUUGACUCGCAAAAUAACUUUGAAGACACCCUUAAUCUCCUCCCCCAUGGACACUGUGACCGAAUCUGAUAUGGCCAUUGCAAUGGCGCUAAUGGGAGGUAUAGGUAUUAUUCAUCACAAUUGUACUCCAGAAUUUCAAGCCAAUGAAGUCCGCAAAGUGAAGAAAUUUGAGCAAGGUUUUAUUACUGACCCGGUUGUCAUGAGCCCCUCGCACACUGUGGGUGAUGUUUUUGAAGCUAAAACCCGACAUGGCUUUUCUGGCAUUCCGGUAACGGAAACAGGAAAAAUGGGCAGCAAGUUGGUGGGCAUCGUCACCUCCAGAGAUAUAGACUUUUUGACUGAGAAGGAUUACACCACUUAUCUGAGCGAGGUAAUGACCAAGAGAGAUGAACUUGUUGUUGCUCCUGCUGGAGUCACCCUUAAAGAAGCUAAUGAAAUCCUUCAGCGUAGUAAGAAAGGAAAACUGCCCAUAGUAAAUGACAGUGAUGAGCUAGUGGCCAUCAUUGCUAGGACAGACUUGAAGAAGAACCGUGACUACCCGCUUGCCUCCAAGGACUGCCACAAACAACUGCUUUGUGGUGCGGCUGUAGGAACCAGAGAAGAUGACAAGUAUCGGCUCGAUCUUCUCAUGCAAGCUGGCGUUGAUGUUGUAGUACUGGACUCUUCUCAGGGUAAUUCUGUUUAUCAGAUAAACAUGAUCCACUACAUCAAACAGAAGUAUCCUGAUCUGCAAGUGGCAGGAGGAAAUGUUGUAACGGCAGCACAAGCCAAGAAUCUCAUUGAUGCUGGGGUGGAUGCUCUUCGGGUAGGCAUGGGAUGUGGAUCCAUAUGCAUCACUCAGGAAGUAAUGGCCUGUGGCAGACCUCAGGGAACUGCGGUAUACAAAGUUGCAGAAUAUGCUCGCAGGUUUGGUGUCCCAGUUAUAGCAGAUGGCGGAAUUCAAACAGUGGGACAUGUGGUGAAAGCUUUGGCUCUAGGUGCCUCUACAGUAAUGAUGGGCUCUUUGCUGGCUGCUACCACAGAGGCACCUGGCGAAUAUUUCUUCUCUGAUGGUGUGAGGCUAAAAAAAUACAGAGGAAUGGGAUCACUGGACGCCAUGGAGAAAAAUACUAGUAGCCAGAAGAGAUAUUUCAGUGAAGGGGAUAAAGUGAAAGUGGCCCAAGGAGUAUCUGGUUCCAUUCAAGACAAAGGAUCCAUUCAUAAGUUUGCACCAUACCUAAUUGCAGGCAUUCAACAUGGCUGCCAAGACAUAGGGGCCAAAAGUCUCUCCAUACUACGUUCUAUGAUGUAUUCUGGGGAACUAAAACUGGAAAAGAGAACCAUGUCUGCCCAAGUAGAAGGUGGAGUCCAUGGUCUCCAUUCAUAUACAUUCCUACCAUUUACGAGAAACGACUAUACUGAAACUGGGAGACGUAGCCAUCGCCAGUCUACUCCCAACAUUCCCUCUCUGGUCCCAACCAAACCCACGUGAUGCAUUGAAGAGACCCGCCUCCGUUGUCCCCAGCUCUUCGCCUUUUCCCUUUUCCCUGAAUUAUGCAGGAAAUCCAACUCGGCAAUGUUUACUGACUCACUGCAUGGUGUGGUAUUUGCACUAAGGACACCUUUGCAUAGGGUGUGUAAGAAAGACUUGAAAGAACGAAAGACCAAACUGCUGCCAUGCUGAAAUACCAACUAAUCAUUUGUGCUGAAUUAGCAGAACUUAGAAGUACAUUUGUUACAUUCACAUCUGUUUGAAAAUACAGUGAUAAUUCUGAGUGCUUACUUGGAGUGGAUAGAAAUACAUUACUGUUGGAACAUUACCAGAAAUGAUGAUCAUAUUAAUUGUGUCAUAUUCCGAAUUCUUAGAUAUAUUUUAUGUGAUGGUAACACUGACAAUCUGCAGUCUCUUCCAUACCAUGUUUCGGCAUCAUGAAAUGGGGCUGUGAUGGAAGCAGUGGGUCAGUUUUCAAAUGAAAGUAGCUCAAAUGAAUAGCAAACUAUGGAGUUUACCUCCGAUGGUAAUAUUGUCAGGCUGCUCUCUAUGGGUUGCAUUAACUCAUUUUUACUUUGUUGCAAGCUUGGCUUAACUUGGCAGCGUGACUGCAUAUGCACAUUUGUCAAUUAUUAUAUAAGGAUAUUCAG